CAAAAAGCAAAUAAAAAAAAAAUACUCUUCUUUUCUCUUUUCCUUUCUAUCUAUCUAUAUAUAUAUAUAUUCUUUUACUAUUAUGAGUGUACACCUUUUAAGUUCAGACAAUGAAGAGUUCAAGGUUGACAAAGACGUUGCUGAACGCUCUGUCUUGAUUAAGAACAUGUUGGAAGAUAUUGGUGACUCUGAUGCUCCUAUUCCUCUUCCUAAUGUUACCUCUAAGGUGUUGAACAAAGUUAUUGAGUGGUGUACUCACCACCGUGAUGAUCCUGCUACUCAAGACGACCAAGAAAGACGCAAUACUGAUAUUGAUGAAUGGGAUCAAAAGUACAUGGAAGUUGACCAAGAAACCUUGUUUGAUAUUAUCUUGGCUGCCAAUUACCUUGAUAUUAAGCCUCUUCUUGAUGUUGGAUGUAAGACUGUUGCCAAUAUGAUCAAAGGAAAGAGUGCUGAAGAAAUCAGAAGAACCUUCAACAUCACGAAUGAUUUCACACCUGAAGAAGAAGCUCAAAUCAAGAAGGAAAACGAAUGGGCUGAAGAUCGUUAAAUGUUUAUAAACAAUAAAAAAAAAAGAAAGAAAGAAAGAAAAUGAAGGUCUUUUUUAUUUAUUUAUUUAUUACAUGC
Gilbertella persicaria is the source of this 627-nucleotide messenger RNA. RefSeq names its product E3 ubiquitin ligase complex SCF subunit sconC. The coding region runs from base 83 to 550 and encodes 155 amino acids. The transcript has 5 exons. Gene Ontology annotation, molecular function: cullin family protein binding. Gene Ontology annotation, cellular component: cytoplasm; nucleus. The record is from RefSeq and is a predicted model, not a curated record. Lineage: Eukaryota; Fungi; Mucoromycota; Mucoromycetes; Mucorales; Choanephoraceae. Gene Ontology annotation, biological process: SCF-dependent proteasomal ubiquitin-dependent protein catabolic process; mitotic cell cycle.